AGGAUUCCAUCAUGUUCUCCCGCGUGAUGGAGACUUCCGUAACUGUGUUCUUGUUUUUCAUGGUGACGUUGGGUCAAGAGUCUGAUUCUUUUUCAAGUUCUUCGUCGGAUCGAGUUCCAACCGCGGUGAGAGCUCCGAAGAGACUUGGAAGCGCUGCCUACGAAUCACUGGCGAAAAUGAAUGAUCUUCAAGUAUUCACUGCACUGCUCGCACCAUUGAUGGUGCGAAGAGUUCCUUCAACCCCUCGUCAUACCCAGGUCAAAGAAUUCAUCAUCAACAAGCUUGAAAGUUCGGGUUUCACCGUUUCGACGCAAGACUUCACUGCUCGAGUUCCCGUCAUGGACAACUUCAUUCGUGGACAGGAAAUGCCGUUUAGCAAUGUUAUUGCGACUUUCCACCCGUCAGCACCUAAAAAGCUGGUUUUUGCCUGUCAUUAUGAUUCCAAGUACUUCAACGAAAGAAGCAAUUUCAUCGGUGCAAUCGAUUCAGCGGUUCCGUGCGCUAUGCUGCUUGACAUGGCUCGCACAUUGUCGAAGUCCCUAUCGUCGCAGAGAAAUCCGGAAGUAACGUUGCAGCUGAUUUUCUUCGAUGGAGAGGAAGCUUUCAAGGACUGGUCCCCGACGGACUCUUUGUAUGGUUCUCGGGCAUUAGCAGAGCAUUGGGAUCGUACGGGAGAACUUCGUUCAAUCGAAUUGUUUGUGUUACUUGAUUUACUGGGAGGGGAAAUCGGAGAAUGCCAGUCAGGAUUUUUCCGACAAUGUCCCGAACUUGCGUCGUAUAUGAGAGUGUCUCAACCCGUUUAUGAUCGCAUAGUUGCCAUUGAGGAAUCAUUGGGUCGUCGAAAUUUGCUUCAAAAUCAUCAAGGUCUGAAAAGAUACUUCCAAAAGUCCCAGAAGUAUCACGUUCAAAUAGAAGAUGAUCACUUGCCGUUCAUGCGAAGAGGAGUUCCGAUUUUGCACUUGAUCUGCCUCGCCUUGGAGGACGCGCAAAUUUUGAGAUAUGAUUUUCUGCUGAGCUUGUCCGAGAUAUACCCAUUUGAAGAUUCCUGUGUGCUCAGCUCUGAGGCUGUCCGUAGUGUUUCGAACUUGUUGAUGCACAAACGCGUUGUAUCUGGUGUCGGCGGCGAAAACAUUAUGGCCGACGUUUUGAAGUCAGCUUGGGGAUAUUUCUCCACUAAUUCGCCGCCCGAUUCGAGGCCCGUCACGAAUGAGAUGGUGGGCAAAAUCCUACGCGUCAACAGCAGACAAGUGAAAGUGAAACGUCUUCUAGCUGAAGGGGGAUUCGGCUUCGUUUUUGCUGUGGACGAUGGACAAUCUGGCAAAGAAUUGGCUCUCAAACGACUCAUCGCCUGCGAUCAUGAGAAGAAAGCUGCAGCCUUGGCGGAAAUCAGUGUCCUCAGAAAACUUCAAGGACACGAAAACAUUAUGGCUUUACUGGAUGUUGGACAGAACGAUUCUCCUCAGCGGAUAGAAUUCCUUAUCCUCACGGAACUUUGUCCCUUCGGUCUUCUUGAUAUACUACGGUCACCUACUGUUCUGAAAGUUGACGAAAUCACUAGGAUAUUUUAUCAGAUUUGCAAAGCUGUCAAGCACAUGCAUUCUCAGUCGCCACCGAUUAUUCAUCGCGAUUUGAAGGUGGAAAACAUACUUUUUUCAGAAGAUGGUUGGGUUCGACUCUGUGAUUUUGGUAGCGCCACUACAAAAACUUACUUGCCAGACUCGUCUUGGUCAGCAAGCGAUCGCACGAGAGCAGAAGAGGAGAUUGCUGAACAAACGACACCGAUGUACCGCGCACCUGAAAUGCUAGACCUGUGGAACAAUUACCCGGUGAACCAGGCCUCUGACGUAUGGGCUCUGGGCUGUGUCUUGUAUACAAUGUGCUUUAAGACACAUCCUUUCGAAGAUUCGGCUAAACUUCGGAUCAUCAACGCGAAUUACUCUCUGCCAGCCGGGGAUUCACGGUUCAUUGUUUUCUACGAUUUGUUGAAAGGAACAUUCCAAGUGGAUCCCAGGACUAGACCGACUACUUACGAAUGUUUGGAGCGUUUGGCUGAGAUUGCUGAAGCUAAAGAUGUUGAUUUAAAGCGGCCGCUGACAGGCUUCAAACCAAGUACCGCUCCUUCACCUGUUAUGAAUGAGCCAGCUAAUUCACUAUCGAGGAAUGGUAGCGCGGUGCCUGCAAGUGGUCCUCCGCCCCAAAGACCUCCACCUGUGGUGCCGCCGCAUUCUUCCCCACAUAUGCGACAAGAAGAUAUGGGCAGUAGUCGCUUUUUGACUUCUCUGAAAGGAGGAGCCGGAUCCUUGUUCAAGAAAUUGCAAGAUACCUCGUCGAGAGUCAUGCAAACGGUUCAGCAGUCAAUCGUUGGAUUAGAAGUAGACGUGUCUUACAUUACCAAUCGAUUGGUGGUCAUGUCUUACCCCGCGGAGGGGCUGGAAUCUGCGUCCGCUGAUAGAAACCACGUGGAAGAUGUGAGGAAUUUAUUGGACGCACGUCACGGACCUCAUUACGCUGUCUACAACAUUUCCGGUCGGAGUUACGCAUCGUCCAAAUUUCCUGCGAAGGUCUACGAUUGUGGCUGGACCCCGGGACGAGUGCCUUCGUUGUCGCAGCUGUUUUCGCUUUGUGAGAGCAUGUUUAGCUAUUUGUCCCAGGAUCCCAAACAUACCUGUGUCAUUCAUUGCUUGGAUGGAAAGGCUGCAUCCGCAGUUGCCGUUGCUGCACUGAUGAUGUAUGUACAUUGCAUCGGCAAUCCCGGUGAUGGACUUUCCGUGUUUGCUGUCAAACGUCACCCAGUGACUAUCACUCCGUCGCAAGCGAGGUACUUGCAGUACGUUAACGGUAUAGUGAAGAAUAAUGUGAUGCCUCAUCGUCACCUCGUGACUAUUCGUCAGAUAUGCCUUCAGCCAAUUCCCCUUUUCACCAAGAUGCGCGAUGGACUGAGACCGUACCUGGAAAUUUGGCGGGGGGAAGAGCUGCUCUUGUCAACUUCGUCUGAGUACGAUCGGAUACGACUGUAUCAUCACAGCGAGGGUCAAGUGGUGCUCAACGCAAAUGUUACUACGCACGGGGACAUCGCGGUGAUUGUGUAUCACGCCAGGAGCACCCUGGGCAGCAAAAUUCAGGGUACCGGUAAACCUGCCGGCAUCAAAGUUGCCCAGGUUCAGUUUUACACGGGGUUCCUGAGUCCCGAUCAAACCGUUCUCGAGUUCCGUCGGAAUGAUUUGGACGAUGCGACGGAGGUGGAUCGGUACGUCGGUGACUUCAGCUUCCGGAUUUCCGUGACGGUAUUGUCUCAGAGCGAUCACCAAGCCAAAUUGUGCCAGUGGGAAGUUCCUCAACCCGUGCACCAGAGAACGGCGGCCAACGUGCUGUUCACUUCUCCUCUGGAGAUGGAAGAGUUCAUGGAACACUUCGGAAACAAGGUGCCAACGAAAGAUGAAAAGAAGUCGCCGGUUCCUCAAAGACCGCCCAGACCAGCCGCGUCAUCCCCGAAACCGCCGCCAAAGCGACCGCAACCCCCAGCUGUGACUGCAGAUUUGCUGAAUCUGGAUAAACCCGCCGCACCGGUUGUCGAACAGAGUGCACCGCAAAUAAGUGUCGAUUCUGGCACGGAAGACUUGCUUGGGCUGGGACAGACAAAUGUAGGGCCUGACGUGAAUCCGAGUCCUGCUGGGAAUAUGAAUAAUCUUUUCGAUCCGCUCAUUUCAACAGAGCCGAGCUUGAAUCAUUCUGCGAGUGUUGGAGCCAUGAAGACAGAAGAGGUGCCAGAUCUUUUGGGGAACUGGGAUUCGUUGGCUAGUCAGUUACCAAGUACAAGCGCUACUCAGUUUGUGGACGACUCCUUACUUAAGAAGCCAGGAGGAAUGUCCUGGGGUUUAGGAGAUCAAACGCAACCAUCGACCACCCCGAAACCAUCCCCUGUGCAUCAAAGCAAGCCUAGCACUGGUUGGGCUCCUGGCCCGACUGGCGGAAAUCUUUAUCCUAAUUUCGGAAGUGGGCCGUCACUCUUCAGUCCUGGAGGUACUCCGAUGCACCAGGCAACGAAGUCGAGUGGCGUGAAACCGAAAUUAACAGAUGACGCUUUUGGGGACUUGUUGGGAAGUCAGGGUUUUGACUUCGCCCCAAAGAAGGACAGCGGACCUACGACAAUUAAUCAAAUGAGAAGAGAAAUGGCUUCUAGGGAUUGGAAUCCAGACCAGCUGAAGGUAAGAGAAUGGACGGAGGGGAAGCAGAGGAACAUCAGGGCCCUGUUGUGCAGCUUACAUACUGUGCUCUGGGAUGGAACUAGGUGGCAAGAAAUUGGUAUGCAUCAACUUGUAACGCCUGCGGAAGUGAAGAAGUUUUAUCGGAAAGCUUGCCUUGCUGUUCAUCCGGACAAGAAACGGUCUUGCCCGUCUUCACCGUCACCAUCCCUGGCCCCGGGCCUCUGUGGUGUUCCUGAUGUCCCCCACGCCGCAGAUGUUGUACGACUGUCCACUUCGGGCGGUUGCACGGGGGGCAGCGGUGUGGGGUCUCUAAAAGAGCCUUCUGUGGUGACGAAAGAGUUGUCGUAUUUGCUAGCAUGUUGCGAAGUCGCGGAGAAGCAUGGUCAAGCUGUGAGGAUAACUUUCAGGAUGGAGUUGACCGAAGCAACUACAGCAUUGUGGGAAACUGUUUUAUGGGAGAGACGCUUGUACGUUGCGCUUGAUGGAACAUGCGGAAAGUUGCCGCAAGCUUCGAAAGAAGGAUUCGUUUCCCUUCUGGAAUACGCUGAGGAAGAUUUGAAGUGCUCACAUGUCAUCGUGUGCAUCCAGAAAUCUUCUUCGACCAGAUCUGCGCUGAUGAAAACAUUCAUGUUUUUGGGGUUUUCGCCCUUGCCACCAACGAACAAGCUGACGCCCAAGAUCCCUGACAGAAUUUUCAUGGUGUACACAUUCAAGUAAAAGAACUGGUCUCAGCCCGACGUGCAGGAUUCAUUCGUGAAGCCUCGUGGCUGAUGUCACACGCAUCUAGUAUGUGUGUGUGAAUCUUCGUCGGUGCUAAACGAGUUUUUUGCUAGUUUGUGAAGAAUAUGGUUGUUCUGGAAACAAAGAAAGAAAUUCAACAGUUUUUUCGUGCAUGCUAGCAGAUAUUCGAUCAAGCUUACGUAACUACUCUUGAAAGUAUACUCACUGUUCUAAUCGAAAUCUUAAGCCCUUUUUUCGUAUCGUUUUAGGCCAUUUUGCAGGUUCCUUUUCCAUGAGGGUCGUUUUGUCAAUGCAUUUUUUGUGCCAUUAUUCACCACCUGUGCAUCGUAUUCACCGGGAUGCAGUCUCUUUCGAAGAAAUGUGUCUCUCUUGUGCGUGAUUCCUUCUGCGGUUUGACCUUAAAGAUCCGGGCUGCUUACGUGCUGUGGUUUUAGUGUCGUGAAAAGUAAGAAGUAAGAAUUCGAACAGGCUGAGAUUUUCAAGAUUUCCUCAGAGCAGAGGCUUUUUUUCUGAUGCCCAAAUAGCCACUUUAUUUUUGCGUCUCGCUUUAAGAAAUAUUACGAAUAUUUGGAUGCGUUAUUGGGCCUGCGCAAUUUGAUCUGGAUUGUCUUCACUCGCAUUUUGUUCUAUUCUGUUCGGGUGCAGGUUUUGAAAUAGAUUUUCGAUUAUUGCAUGAA
Messenger RNA from Notodromas monacha, 5623 nucleotides. The record is from the annotation of a GenBank genome assembly. NCBI's taxonomy places the organism in Eukaryota, Metazoa, Arthropoda, Ostracoda, Podocopida, Cyprididae.